AUGUUGGAUAUUGAGUUCAAUGCAGAACAAAUCAGACAUAUAGUAAAAAAGGUAGAUUGGGAUGUUCUAGUGAAAAGUGCUUCUCAAUUUGGGAUAAGCUUGCCGUUGAGUUAUUCGGAGCAGGACUUUGAUGAUGAAAUUUUCUUAUGUGUAGUACAUGACGCUAUUUUAAGGGCAAAGUUAAUCUGCCCACAAUGUAGCCAUAAAUAUUUGGUUUCUAAGGGAAUACCAAAUAUGAUAUCUAAUGAUUUAGUUUCUAAUGAUUAA
This is a messenger RNA of Cryptosporidium ubiquitum, 267 nucleotides long. RefSeq lists its product as uncharacterized. Gene Ontology annotation, molecular function: protein heterodimerization activity. Lineage: Eukaryota; Apicomplexa; Conoidasida; Eucoccidiorida; Cryptosporidiidae. Gene Ontology annotation, biological process: peptidyl-glutamine methylation; tRNA methylation; rRNA (guanine-N7)-methylation. The transcript is spliced from 2 exons. Bases 1 to 267 code for a protein of 88 amino acids. The record is from RefSeq and is a predicted model, not a curated record.